Molecule: messenger RNA, 936 nt
Organism: Dermacentor andersoni
Lineage: Eukaryota; Metazoa; Arthropoda; Arachnida; Ixodida; Ixodidae
Source: RefSeq, a predicted model, not a curated record
CCGUGCAGCGUUCUCUACAAGGCAUGGAAACUACUUUUGAACGCUCCCACAGCCACGUUCCGGCUUUGUAUCGGUUCCCGAAGUCAGGACCCUGGUCCUGGUCAGUCGCGACACUUUUGGUCGCCUCUUUUCUCGCGACACGGGCGUCUGCGACCAUCGGACUGCUACAACAAGUGGAAUAUGCUACUAACGUCGCGCGCGCCGUCAAAAUGGCGUCAGAGACACUCGGCGGGGCCGGCAGCAAUGGAGUGUUCAUAAAGACAAUGCACGGCCGAGGCUGUCUCGAUUCCGGCUGCUGUACAAUAGACUGGUCGCAACGGCUCCGAGUGAACUCCAACUGUCCCACAUGGGGCUGGCUCAAGUGGAGCUCCGACGGCCCGCUGAUCGUAAGCCACCGUCCGCUGUUCCGGGGCUGCCUGGAGUGCGAGAACGCCGAGCCGGGAUGCGUGGCCCACGUGUCCCGCUGCAGCGGUCGCCUCGACCAGCAGUGGCGGCUCAAGUUCGCCUCCAACUGGACCACGGCGUUCGGCGAGCCGGCGUUCGCCAUCGCGAGCUUCGACUCUCCAGAUCGCUGCCUCACGCUCGUCAACGGCGGCGGCGACGGCGACUUCUACGCGCUCCAAGAGUGCGCCACGCCUCGGCCUUCGGAAUGGCAGAGCUUUUACGUGGUGCGAAACCCCCUCGAGCGCUGACGAUUGCACUCGCAAGCACGUGUCACGCACUACAGUGCCGACUGCAAAUAAAGUCAUCACAUCUCCCCCUGCGCCAAAAACGAUCGAAUGCGCAGCCGAAAUAGAUUCUCAUUCGAAAUCCUCACCACGUUCGCACGCGCACGCGUCGCCGCAGUGUAUUUGCUGUCCACACUCGUGUGUCUUUGAAACGGCCUGCCUCGGCAGCGAUCUUUUUUUCGGCACAAUAAAUGCUGUUUGUAUUGGC